ACAAACGCACUCAUGUCUCGACUCUCAUUCACUAUCAUUUUGCUGAAUAAGUUACUACGACGGCUUACUAUUGUAACUGCAUAGCAUACGGUUCUUAGCGUUUAUCGCGCGAAUGCCGGCCCAUAGUACCUGUUGUGACAUGUUAUAAGUUAUAUUGUAAUUCAUAAUAUUUUUAGACAUUAUUUUUUUAUUUUUAUCAUAAUAUUUUGUUUUGAGUGAAUCCAAUCGUGUAAACUAAUAUCUACAUCUUAUAAUAUUACAUAUCUAUAACAUCUUUCGUUUUACACGGCCGAGGGUUAGUCGAUACAGUCGACUACCGGGUCUUGUAUUACUUCAUUGUAUAAAGGCAGCAUAUCUUAAACCAUGAAGAAUAAUUUGAUCGCUACUUUAUGUUAAAAUUGCGGUUAGUAACUACUCAUUUCUUAAAGCAACCAUAAAUUUACAAAAUGUGCCGAGAUUGGGAUAUGAAAAUCUAAAUCGAGUGUUGGCAUAGAAAAAAUUAUAUUAUCGUUGGACUGCUGAGUUUAAGGCCGUGGAUACAUUUGAGUUUGAUAAAGUUGACAAUGAGGCUGACUGUUUGCACAAGUGCUCAAACUACCUGUGAGCAGGUGGCAAGAAAAAUCGAGAUACUUUUUGAAGAAAAAGUCGUUGGAAAAUUGACCUUAAUAGGUACACCGCUAAACAACAUGCCGUUAAAUAACAAUGGGAUUCCAGUGAUUGUACAGAAGAUGUGUGAUUUUAUAACAAAUUAUGGUUUGUGCAAUAAACAUUUAUUUGAUGCCGUUUACACAAACAGAGAACUUAAAAAGAAUAUUGUAAAUGCAUACGAGUUGUUCAAUGCGUUGGAUCAAAAUGAUAAGAAGAUAGUUGAAGUCGAAGCAGCAGACGUGGCUACGAUGUUGGCUGUAUGGCUUUAUUACUUACCAGAUCCGUUGAUAUCAUCAAAACAAUAUUUAAUGAUUUGCGAUAUGCACAGUGUUGAUAACUGUGCUGAUAUUAUUAAGCCAAUGGGUAACACGAGUGAACAAACUCUUCGACAAGUAAUGCGUGUUGUAGAGUCUUACGAAAAACAACACAAAUCGUACAAAGGAAAGUUGCAGUGUCUAUUUCAAUUGCUAUUCACUAAAAACAUUCAAAUUGGCUGUAAAGAAAACGCUGCGAAAUUCAUGAGCAAUUUAAAGACAAUACUAAAGGAAUCUGAUAUGAAAAAAAUUCAAAAUAAGACAAACCAUAAUAAAAUGUUGACUACAAGCACUUCCAAAAAGAACUGGAUGUCGUUAAAAUCGUUGGCCGUAAAGAACAUAAAAUGUAACAAAAAAAUAUUUUGCAGGUCGAUGAGCGAUGAUGGAUUGCUGUGCAAAACGGGCACCCGUGAAGCCAUUAAUGCAAAAGAACCAACGAGCGGUUCGGCUUUGAAGAGGUCCAGUAGCUGUCAGUUGGCAGCUUACAAGUUGUCUGACGAAAAACUAUACACUCAGUUGACUGAAAACAAUGUUCUAGUUGAUAAGGAAAAUUCACAAGAAAAUAAAGAAAACAAACAAUUUCCCCAACACCUUUUUCAAGAAAGUUCAGUUAAUUUAACCGAAAACGAAAUGGCAAAUUCACAGAUUGACGAAAUGAGAACAAUGGAAAGAACCGUACAAUAUGCUCCGAGAACUCAUUUAAAAUCAAAUAGAAAGAAGUCGAUAAAAAAUUAUGUAGAAAAGAUUUUAAAGUCUGGUUUAUUACCAGACAACGAUUGUGUGUUGUUGCAGAACACUUUAGAGUUAAUGAAAUUAUUAGCGACAAUUAAAAGUAUUCAAAGUCAGAUAAACAAUCUUAGGAAAAACAACGAUGAAGAAUUAGAAGCUGGCAAACUUCAAGGUACGAGUGAAAAUGUGCUCGAAUUGCGAUGCCUUGAAAAUCGACUUGAAAAAUUGGAAAAUCAAAAAAAUAUCUGUUUAAUAAAAACUGGCCUUUCUUACGGUAGAUUGUACAAUCGUACGGUUCUUAAUCUAAGAAAUGCUCAAAGAGAAGCAUUUAAGCAAUUGGAAGAAGAGAAAAAUCAUAAAAACAGUCACAGCGCUAUCGAAAACUUGUUGUCUGACAUUUAUAAUGUAGAAAAAGUUCUUGAUCAUUUACAAAACAAUUGUGGUUGCAGAGAAUUACCGUGGAGGUCGAGUAAAGGUUGUCCUGGUUCUAAGAGGAAAUCCAAAAGACAAUUAAACUGUGUGUCGGUCGUUUUGGAUUUGCAAACUAUUAGCGAGAACGAAGUGAUGGAAAUUUUGCCGCAACCAAUUAUAGUAUUUGGUGCCAAGGCUGAGUAAUCUCCGUGUUUGAAAAAGCAUAUUGAAAUAAGGCAUUAUUGGUACUGUUUUUGACAAAGACUUAAUUAAAAAUAAGUGAAUUUUUUUUAACGUAUUCAAAUUUCUGAUAUUUUUAUUGUUGAAUAAUAGAAAAGUAUUACUAACAUUAUAAAAAAAUAUAUUUUAGAAAAAAUAAUUAUUUUUAUUAUCAAUGUAUUUUUUUUAAAUUCCUCAGUAUUAUUAACACAUGUUAUAUUGUUAUUAUAGCUAUAAAUUUGUUAAGACAAAGUACUUACUUUAAUUGUGUAACAGUGUUGUUGAAAUUAAAUUUUGGCUCAAUACAAGCAA
Adelges cooleyi (spruce gall adelgid) is the source of this 2633-nucleotide messenger RNA. RefSeq lists its product as uncharacterized. Gene Ontology annotation, biological process: signal transduction. NCBI's taxonomy places the organism in Eukaryota, Metazoa, Arthropoda, Insecta, Hemiptera, Adelgidae. The coding region runs from base 564 to 2306 and encodes 580 amino acids. The transcript is spliced from 14 exons. The record is from RefSeq and is a predicted model, not a curated record.